AUGUCCAAUUCUCCUCGAGACAAUGCCGAUGCGUUUGAAGAGUCGUCCGACCGUCCGGCGAAACGGCUGAAGAUCACCUUCAAGCAGGAGAAAUCGCAAGAGGAUUUUAGCAUGAAACGCGAAGAUUCCGUCGACGAGGUCCUUCCAUCACCUAAUGCUCGAAUGAGUCGUUCUGGGAGAGCGAUCAAGGCGCCCACGGCCUACGUCCCCAGUCCCGUUCCGGUGACCGUUCCCGGCAAACGCCAGAGAUCCGCUCGCAAAAAGAUGGCCAACAUCAUCUGCGCCAAAUGUGAUCGUGGCACCACCCCUAAAUCAAACCCAAUUGUAUUCUGCAGCGGGUGUGAGUCGACCUGGCACCAGAAGUGUCAUGACCCUGAGAUCCCCGAUGAUGCCAUUCUGGAUGAGGACAAGGAGUGGCACUGUCACCGUUGCGUAUAUCGGCAGCGUCGGUCCACUGGCCCUCGUCCUUCUAAGACGCAGGAACCAAAUACUCCAGUUCAACAAAAAGGGCUAUCGGAAUUCGGAGGCGCAUCGAUGAAUACGGAUGAAAGGCGCGCCUACUUCUCCCGUCUUUCUCAUGCUCAAUUAGUAGACUUUCUGGUCCACAUUUCGUCGAGAAAUCCAGAGCUCACAAUGCCCUCCACUGCUUCAAUAGCGCAACAGAAGACAUUCAGUCCAGUUCCCGCCAGUCCUAGGCCGAAAGUUGAGGACGAUGAGGGAUAUCGAAAGUAUCCACGGGCAGGUCAUGGUUUCGCUCUCUCUCGGGAGCCUGCCGACCUAGACAUUUUGAAGGAAGACCCGGAGUCGAAAACGUUCAGUCAUGUCUUGAAAGUCUCUGAUUUAUAUACUCCGAGGAGGGUAUGGGGUCAGGUUACGACUUUUGGAAGAUAUCUUCUUGGGUAG
This is a messenger RNA of Penicillium manginii, 903 nucleotides long. RefSeq names its product phf1/phf2 family PHD finger domain-containing protein. Gene Ontology annotation, biological process: chromatin organization; regulation of DNA-templated transcription. NCBI's taxonomy places the organism in Eukaryota, Fungi, Ascomycota, Eurotiomycetes, Eurotiales, Aspergillaceae. Gene Ontology annotation, molecular function: chromatin binding; DNA binding. The transcript has a single exon. The record is from RefSeq and is a predicted model, not a curated record. Gene Ontology annotation, cellular component: nucleus. Bases 1 to 903 code for a protein of 300 amino acids.